Diutina rugosa is the source of this 1020-nucleotide messenger RNA. RefSeq names its product Rho family GTPase (gene CRL1). Bases 1 to 1020 code for a protein of 339 amino acids. NCBI's taxonomy places the organism in Eukaryota, Fungi, Ascomycota, Pichiomycetes, Serinales, Debaryomycetaceae. Gene Ontology annotation, biological process: small GTPase-mediated signal transduction. The record is from RefSeq and is a predicted model, not a curated record. The transcript has a single exon. Gene Ontology annotation, molecular function: GTPase activity; GTP binding.
AUGCACCUGGCCCGCCCCUCCAUUCUGAAGGACCCGAUCCUGGACUUUGAAACCACCCCCGGCGCCCCCCGAAUCAUCGUCAACGCCGACCCCGUCAUCCCUAACUACCCCGUGUUGCCUCUGUUGAGGAAACACGCCGAUUAUAACAUGAAAAUUGUUGUCGUUGGCGACGGUGGUUGCGGUAAAACUUGUUUGCUUGUGCUGUACGCCCAACAGGAAUUCCCCGAAGUAUACGUGCCCACAGUGUUUGAAAACUAUGUCACUAACGUGGAAACACCUAACCAUAAAGUGAUCGAGCUAGCGCUUUGGGAUACCGCGGGACAAGAGGAAUACGACCGGUUGCGCCCGCUUUCGUACCCUAACGUCGAUGUCCUCUUAGUGUGCUUCUCGUUAGAACUGUUUGUCUCAUUGCAAAACGUUAAGGACACCUGGUUCCCGGAAGUGCUGCAUUUCUGUCCCGGGAUCCCCAUCGUCCUCGUCGGCACCAAGGCUGAUUUACAGCUGCCGAUCCCGCCGGAAUACCCGAUCCAGGUGGCUACCGAUAUCAACGCCAUCGGCUACGUCCAGUGUCUGGCAAAACAGAUGUUUAACAUCAAAACGGUGUUCAAUUUCGCCCUCAACCACUUCCAAAAACAGGUCGAAUUACAAGAACAGGUCGAACGCUCGCAGCAGCGGGCGCUGAAACGCAUAUCUCGCCUCGUCGGCGGUCUGGGAUCGCUGAUGGGCCUGUUGGGCAUCCCCGCCCAGCACCUGAGGCUGCACCUGCGACAACCGCUGGGAGCCACCGGUCGCCUGCGGCGGCGGGGCACUCUGUACGAAAGUGCCGUGUUGUUAGAUAUGCCGUUAGAGGAAGAUAACACGCAGACGAACCCUUACGGCAGGUUUGCCAACGACGCCGAUGCCCCCUCCCCCGCCAUUGUUAAAAAGCCUAAGCCGGCGUACCUCGAGGACGAGUUUGCCUUCACUCGAGAGAAACAAAAGAAAAAGAAAAAGACUAGUAAACGGUGUAUAAUCCUUUAA